Molecule: messenger RNA, 2411 nt
Organism: Dermatophagoides farinae (American house dust mite)
Lineage: Eukaryota; Metazoa; Arthropoda; Arachnida; Sarcoptiformes; Pyroglyphidae
Product: guanine nucleotide-binding protein G(q) subunit alpha
Biological process (GO): adenylate cyclase-modulating G protein-coupled receptor signaling pathway
Cellular component (GO): heterotrimeric G-protein complex; cytoplasm
Molecular function (GO): G-protein beta/gamma-subunit complex binding; guanyl nucleotide binding; GTPase activity
Source: RefSeq, a predicted model, not a curated record
UACAAACGAUUUUUUCACAAUUCGAUAUCCUUCUCUAAUAAUAUAACAAAACUUUUGUAAACGAACAAUCUGUCAAUUAUUUUUUUCAAUAUUGAAAUUGUGUUCAUAUUUUAUGAUUCUUGAUUUUACUAUUCGACAUUUUUUUCGAUAUCAGGAAAAAUUUGUCGCAAUUAAUCUUUUGUUGAAGUUUAUGAUGAGUGUUUUUUAUUGGAUAAUGUUCAUGAGAAUCGAUCAAUCGAUAGUUUUAUAUUAUUGUAUUAAAAUCAUUCAAUAGUCAUACAUACAUGUCAUAAAAAUGUUGUUGUUCACAAAUAGUUACGCGAUCGUAAAUGGAUAAUGAAAAAAAACGACGACGACGACAACAAAUGGUUAUAAAUUCUGAUCAUGAUCAUCAUCAUCAGUUAUAUUGAGAAUCGAUAUUGAGUUGACAGUCGCCAUUUUUUUUUGUUGUGCUAUCACAUCAUUCGUUGAAUAGCAACGAAAUUAUUUGGUCCAUCAUAAUAUAUAUUGAACAUAUAUUCUCAUACUUGAUUCUUACAGUUAUGUUUUUGCAACAAUUUUUUUCGCGAAAUAUUUCGCCACCAAUAACUGAUGCAGAUGAUAAUGAUAAUAAUGAUGACCGUAGUUCAUCAUUACAUUCGCAAGAUAAUCCAAUUAGCAGCAAUAAUAAUCAUCAUCAUCAUUCAAAACAAUUUCUCAUAAUCAAUCGAUUAAAUUCAUAUUGUUUACUAUCGGAAGAACGACGUUUACAACGAAAAAUUAAUCAAAAAAUUGAACAUGAACUGCGAAAAGAAAAACGAAUGGCACGUAGAAAUUUAAAAUUACUACUUCUAGGUACUGGUGAAUCUGGUAAAAGUACCUUUAUUCGACAGAUGCGUAUUAUUCAUGAACAUGGUUAUGAAACCGUCGCUGAAAGAAUGGAAUAUGUGUCAAAAAUUCAUCAAAAUUUACUGACCACAAUACUUACUAUUAAUCAUGCAAUGCAAUUAUUGAAUAUCGGCUAUGAAGAUCCAGAAAUUGAUAAUGAUUUGAAAAAAUCUUUGGCAUCAACGUACAAUUAUAAUUAUGUAGAAACAUGGCGUCAAUGGUUGAAUAAUGCAAAUAGAAAUUUUACUACAAAGGAUGAUGAUGAUGAUGAUCAUGAUGAUCAAACGAUACAUCGAUUACAAAGUCUUCGAUCAUAUCAAUUAAUCAUACAAAUGGUACAAAAUCGUUUGCCAUCCAAUCUAUACAGUUUAUUCGAUCGAUUCUGGAACGAUCUUGGCGUUCGUCAAUGUGUACAGAAACGUAAUGAAUACGAUUUGCUUGAUUCAUCCACCUAUUAUAUGGAACGUUUGAAUGAAAUUCUUGAUGAUUCGUAUGUUCCAUCCGUACAGGAUAUACUUCAUGUUCGUAUAUCUACCAAUGGAAUAAAUGAAUAUAAUUUUGAAAUCGAUUCAGUCAAUUUUAUGCUAGUCGAUGUUGGUGGACAACGUACUGAACGCCGUAAAUGGAUUCAUUGUUUCGAAUCUGUUACGACAAUCAUCUAUAUAGUGGCAUUAAGUGAAUUUGAUCAAAUAUUCUGCGAACCAAUUGUAGCAGCUGGUUUCGGUGGUGAUUGGUCACAUCGAUAUUCGAAUGAUAAUCAUCAGGAUGGUAUUAAUAAUUGGCAGAAACCAGUAAAUAAAUUGGCUGAAAGUAAAGCAUUAUUUAAAACAAUCAUAACAUCACGAUGGUUUCGCGAUACAUCGAUUGUUUUGUUUUUAAAUAAAUUCGAUUUAUUUGAAGAGAAAAUGCUGAAUGGACCUAAUCGAUUGGAAGAUUUUUUUCCAGAUUAUAAACAUUUUAAACAAACAAAAUUGUCGAACAACGUUGUCGAAAUGGCAGUCGAUUUUAUAUUGCAAAUGUUUUUCAAACAAAACCCGGAACAAUUUCGUCGCCACGUUGUCUAUACACAUUUUACAUGUGCAACCGAUACUGAUAAUAUUAAAAUUGUAUUUCAAGCAGUCAAAGAUACCAUUAUGGAACAAUUAUUGUCGAAAGAGAUACAAAUUUUUUGAAACAAACGGAAAAAAAUGAAAAUGUGAAACUCUACCAAAACACUAGAUGGCAUUCAUAAGGGUGGAAAGAUUUAUAAAUUCUGAAAAAAAUAACCACUUCAAAUCAACAACAACGAUGAUGAAAAAAAAAUGUUUAAUAUUUAUAAUAAUAAACGAUUGUAAGCAAAACAAGCACACAUGAACACAAAAAAAAACAAGACAAGAAUUUAAAAUCUACACAAACAAACAACAGAAAAGAAGAAGAUAGAACAAAAAAGUGACCACAUUAUUUUCAAUUUUUUUUUUUCAUUUUUUGACAUAACAGAUUCUAAUUCAUAUAAUGAUUGUUGAGUAUUUUUUUGUUUUGUUUCUUGAUAAGUAAAAAAAAGAAGA